This is a messenger RNA of Necator americanus (New World hookworm), 951 nucleotides long. RefSeq lists its product as uncharacterized. The record is from RefSeq and is a predicted model, not a curated record. Bases 1 to 951 code for a protein of 316 amino acids. Lineage: Eukaryota; Metazoa; Nematoda; Chromadorea; Rhabditida; Ancylostomatidae. The transcript is spliced from 7 exons.
AUGCAUGCAUGGCGAGGGCGACAGCGCGGCCGGCAGUUGUCGGUCGCCGACGGAGGACGGGGCCGAACCGAACCGACGGCGACCACGCCCAGCACACUGUCGCUGCCAAUUCGAGGAGACCUGUUCAUGUUGUUAUUACCUCCGUUACUCAUCGUUCUCACGUUUACUACGACCAUCUCGGCCGAAGUUCUUUUUUUGGAACUUCCCGAAGGACCCACUGAUUGGGAGGAUGAGACCGAAAUGCGUGCUCGUAUCGCGAAUUAUACGGCUGAGAAAUUCUCACAUGACUACCAUAAUUGGGGUAGAACGGAGCCGAAACGGAAGAAGAUGGUCAAUAAAAUGGCGUUGAGAGAGAAACGAGACGGUGGUCUCGUCUCGGGUCCCAUUGCCACCGCUGUUGUGACGGGAAUGAUUGGAAUGACUGCCCGAACAGUUUCGGAGCUGACAAAUUUCCAUCCUUCACAGUCGGAAGGAGGUUGUACAUGGUUCGGCACAGCACCGUUAUGUAAUUGGCCUUGCCCUUCUGAAUAUGAUUUUAUCCGAAUGCAUAAUGGAAGAUGCUCCAAUAUGUGGUUCAGCGGUUUCUGUGUUCCAGAUGAUAGUUUUGGAAAACCGUGCUCUACCGUAUUAGGAGGUUAUUUUCACAAGCGAUUUUGUUGCAAGUCGGAUCCGACAGAAUGUACAUGGUCGGGUCGCUGGAUGGGCGCAAACACUGCACAUAACAUCUACUGUAGAUACGAUAAUGUUGGGAAAUGUGGAUCUAUCGAUUGUUCCAUUAAUCAUUUCACAUUAAAAGCUCAAAACUCUUCAGACAUCUACGGUGAUCGUUGUGAUCGAAUUGAUCUGUUCGGCUUAAAAGGAAAAGCUACUUGCGGGUACAUCGCAUGGUUCAAUGAGGAUGGUGAAAUUGUAAAUAGUUGGUAUAAAACAAGCAGGCCACAUUCGAGGUGA